Molecule: messenger RNA, 6934 nt
Organism: Zeugodacus cucurbitae (melon fly)
Lineage: Eukaryota; Metazoa; Arthropoda; Insecta; Diptera; Tephritidae
Gene: Asap
Product: arfGAP with SH3 domain, ANK repeat and PH domain-containing protein
Exons: 16
Coding region: 881-4462 (1193 amino acids)
Biological process (GO): positive regulation of GTPase activity
Cellular component (GO): cytoplasm
Molecular function (GO): GTPase activator activity; protein binding
Source: RefSeq, a predicted model, not a curated record
GGAUUUUCCUUUUACAUUAACUUUUAUAGGUUUCGUGAAUUCUAUCGUUGCUAUCUCGUUCGCCAAUGAAGUGGUGAAACAAAUUAUAUAUCUCAACAAUAAACUGCAAAUGUUACUUAAAAACAUACAAUUCGUUGAUUAAGUAUAAAGGAAAAGUGGAAAUUUAACAAUUGUAAAAAAUGUGUGACGAUCAGUGAGUACUUUGUUGGAGCAGUGGAACGGGUAAAUUCGAUAAUAUCAGAGUGAUUGUGGCAUAUAUGCACAAAUGCGAUUUUGUUUGUCGACGUUUGCAAAAGCAUACGAAAUAGGUAGAAAUAGCAAAACAAAGUAGGGAUAAGUAGUGCAAAAGAAUUGAAAAUAUAGAAAAAUAUUAACAAAGUGAUCAUUGAUUUUGAAGGUUGAAGUGGCAGUGGCAGUGACGUCUGAUUUAUUGCGUUUAUGAUUUAGUCGUGCAUAAUGUAUUAAGUUUAGAAUUACCCUUUGAUUAAACCACCCCCAACACAAAUGCUUUGGAUACAAUAUGUACGGAUGAGACUUAUGGAGAAGAGGAGAACGAACGAAAAUGGGUGUUAACUACUGCGACGCUAUUCAUUUUUCUCUAUUCCUUUUUAUAUGUGAAACAGUUUGGGGCUGCAAAGGAUAAUUGAAAAAUGAGUUGGUGAAGUGCGAAAUAUAAUCGUGAAAUGAUGCGUACAACGUGAUGUUGUCAAACUACUACAGCAAAUCUCCAUGGAGCAGAUAUACCAAUUUGUCACCAAUUGUUGGCGCUUAUGUGAAUGUGGAAGCAAAUUUCUUUUCAACAAUUGCUAAAACUUGCAUACCUCCAGUGCAAGUGUAUACAAAUUUUUGUUGAUUAAAUCGAAAACUUGAGUGAUUGAAAAUGCCGCCAGCAUCAUUAAUUGGUAUUGCAGAGUUUGUGGAGGAAACUCGCGAUGAUUAUAAUUCUCCAACAACUUCGACAUUUGCAUCCAGAAUGCCAGAUUGUCGUCAAACUAUAGCUGUAUUAGAAGAGCGUCUCGAAUUCGAUAGGGAAGGUCUAACAAAAUUGAAAAAGUCCGUGAAAGCGAUACACAAUUCCGGAAAUACACAUGUGGACAAUGAAAUGUUUCUGGUGGGCGCAUUGGAGCGCCUUGGCGGCAAGGUGAUUGACCAAGAUGAGCCGGAUAUCGGCGCUGCUUUUCUCAAGUUCUCCGUCGUCACAAAGGAGCUCAGCGCUUUAAUGAAAACGCUGAUGCAAAACAUCAAUAACAUCAUCAUGUUUCCGGUGGAUUCAAUGCUAAAGAGCGAGUUGCGCGGUGUGAAGGGCGACAUGAAGCGACCUUUCGACAAGGCCGCAAAGGAUUACGAAGCGAAAUUCAUAAAAAUCGAAAAGGAGAAAAAGGCGCAAGCCAAAGAGGCAGGCAUGGUGCGUACCGAAAUCGAUGCAGCUGUCGUAGCGGAUGAAAUGGAAAAGGAACGACGUCUCUAUCAGUUGCAAACGUGCGAGUAUUUAUUGAAAUAUAAGGAAAUUAAAACAAAAACUGGCAUAGAGCUGCUGCAGCAUUUCAUCGAGUAUUAUCACGCGCUAAAUAAUUACUUCAAGGAUGGCCUACAAACGAUCGAACAUUUUGGCACGUAUAUUAGCGAUUUAAGCGAGAAACUGCAAAUGAUCAAGCAGAAGCAAGAUGAAGAUCGGCGCAGUUUACUCGAUUUGCGAACACUAUUGCGCAGUACACCCGAUUUUGAGCGAGCAGAUAAUGUGCCGCCAGAGAAGGGUGCCGCCAAUGCUGGUGGUUAUUCGCUGCACCAAUUACAAGGCGAUAAACAUCACGGUGUGACACGUUCCGGUCAUCUGCUGAAGAAGAGUGAAGGCAAAGUGCGGCGCGUCUGGCAGAAGAGACGUUGUCGCGUAACAGCUGACGGUUUUCUGGACAUAUGCCAUGCGGAUGAGUCGAAGCCGCCGACACGCGUCAAUCUAUUAACAUGCCAAAUUAAGCCAGUACCAGAUGACAAGCGCGGCUUUGAUUUAAUCAGUUACAAUCGUCCAUACCACUUUCAAGCUGAAGAUGAAGCAGAUCAAAAAGCCUGGAUGGCAGUUCUGGCUAACUGCAAAGAGAAGGCUUUAGCUAAAGCAUUCCAACAUGCGAAUCCGCAAAUGAGUCCGAGUCUAGUGGAACUUCAAAAGACUGUUAUACGAUACGUCCAAAUGUUGCCGGGUAAUGAUCAAUGUUGUGAUUGUGGUUCCCGAAAUGAUGUCACCUGGAUCAGUCUGAAUUUCGGCAUACUCGUUUGCAUACAAUGCUCGGGUGUGCAUCGUGAUCUCGGUGUACAUCAUUCUCGCAUACAAAGUCUCACAUUGGACAAUUUGACCACAGCAAAUCUGCUGAUUGCGCGCGCCAUGGGUAACAGUACACUAAAUGACAUAAUGGAAGCAACGUUGGGGAAGGGUAAACUCACACCAGACAGUACAAUGGAAGAGCGUUAUGAUUUCAUACGCGCCAAAUAUGUUGCAAAACGUUAUGUGAUGCGCACCUGCGCGGAUGAUAAUGAACUACGUUGUGAUCUCGAACAAGCUAUUGUUAAUGCGGAUAUGAGUCAACUGUUGCAGGUCUGGGCUGAGGGUGCUGACCUCACAUGCUGUCUGCCAUCGUCGGAUGCGGGCGAGACGGCAUUGCAUUUGGCGGUGUUGCGCGAAAUGAUGGGUUCAACAUUACACAUUGUCGAUUUUCUUAUACAGAAUAUGCCACCAAAGGGUCUUAAUAAGUCCACCAAUCCGCCGAGUAUUAUUGAUGCGAUCGGCAAAAAUACCGCGCUACAUUUGUGUGCACUACACGAUCGACGUGAAUGCAUGAAACUGUUGUUGCGUUCUGGUGCCGAUUAUGAACUGCGGAAUUCACAAAAUAAAACACCACUCGACAUUGCCAAAGAAAUGGGUCAUAACGCCUGCAAAGAGCUGAUUGAGUGUGCCAUGCGACGCGAAAAGAGCGCUUUCGAUCACAUCAACACAGAUUGGAAUUUGCCAAAUGAAGAUGGAUCUACCGAUUUUUCAGAUGACGACACCGUGAUUGAUGAGCGGAAAUCGCGUUCGCGUCCACCUAGCUUCGCUGGCGGUGAUUCACCAGUGUUGCGCUCUCGUUCCUCAACAUGUGAUUCUAUACAAAGCAGUUCUAGUCCAAUUGCCAAUUGCCCAAGCCGACAGUUCACUUUGCCGUCCGGUGUAUCCGCCUACCCACAAUCGGCGGGCACCUCGCCCAAGCAGCAUGUUGCAAUGGGCCAGUAUUUAAGUGGUGGUGCCGUUAUUGAUGGCGUUGGUCGUGGCUGUACAAACGCUGUCGGUGGUGGUGGUUCCAGUCCAAGUUCGGCUUCAAGUCAAAGUGGACGAGUUUCAAGAAGUAUUGCCAGCAGCGAACUGGUGCAUAUACCAGGCGCACGAAAAUCAACAUCAGCCGUAAAUAUGAAUUCGCUGAAGAAGCGCACAGCACCGGCUCCACCGCCUGGUGUGACAUCAACUGUUAACACAACAACGACCAACUCAAUGUAUGGCACAUUGCCUCAUCCACCGCGACAUUCACAAAAUUUUGAUACAAGCGAUUUACGAAAUCUAAAUCAUAAAAAUCAGUCUAUGGAUGUGGUCUAUGGCACGUUGCCGCAUUUGCGUUCAGUGGACAACAGUCCACGUAUCAGCGGCAGUCAUGGUGCCAUGCAUAGUUUUUACGAUCGUUAUGAUAAGACGCAAGUUGUAUCACAAGAUCCUAAUGGCGGUAGUGGUGGUAAUAAUAUGAUGCCAGUUCUUACAACAUUCGGACACAAACGCUCACCGAGCGGUGAAUCUGUGAAUCGCAACAUUCACUUGGCUGGCGCAAAAUUGGUACUACCACCAGCGGGUGAAAUUCCAACAUUGAAGCACGUUGACAAAUCGGCUUUAACACGUCCGAAGAUUCCACCGCCUGGACCGCCACAAGAACGCGAGAUUUCGAAUGGCCAAUCAAAUGAGAGUAUAUGUUCGCUGGAGGAUACUGGUCCCAUAGCGCCUCCCAGAAAGCUGAUCAACCAAUCAAUGAACUAUAGUGAUUACGAACCCUGGCAUACUGAACUGGAUUCCUCCGGUGUAGGUGGUGGUGGUGGUGAUGGCCACGGUCGAGCUGGCAGUGGCAGUAGCGGCGGUGGCUUAGAUAACUCGGCCGACUCUAAUCUGUCGUCUAGUGAUAAUGAUCGCAUUAGUUCUUCGCCAGACAAUCAACUCAAGAGCAGCACAAGCAACAGCGGUGGUGGCAAAUACAAUUAUAAUGGACAUCGUCGCUGUCGCGCUUUGUAUGACUGCGCUGCCGAUAAUGAUGAUGAGCUGGAAUUUAAGGAAGGCGAGAUCUUAAUUGUGCUUAACGAACGCACAGAUGAUGAAAAUUGGAUGGAAGGUGUAAUUGAGGGUGAUCACUCAAGGCAUGGCAUGUUUCCAGUUAGUUUCGUGCAUAUGUUACCUGAUUAAAUGGUCGCACAACAAAUAUACCACGAUGGCGAUGUUUGAAACAUCGUAAAGGAAUGCCACGCAUAAUCCCAACGAUUUACUCAGUGUAAAAGUGAAGCGAAAUGUAAAGGAAAUUGCGGUAAACCUAGGUAAUAGAGACGCACAGACCAAAUCGUAUUAUAACUUUAUACUAAAUGUAAAAUGAAGCAAAUUAAAAAUAUUUGUUGUUAGAUGAUAGAGGAAAUGCUACUACUACCACUUGCUUUAUAUACUAUUGUCCUGGUGAUAUGCUAAAAAUAACAAAUACAUACUCAUAGGUUUAUUCGUGAUGCAAUAAGAAAUGCAGUUAGUUGAGAUAGCGGUUACAGCUAUAAAACAUAAAAUACCCAUUAUAACUACCAAUAUGAAAGUGUUGAUUGUUGAAAAUAUUAUAUGUACGGCUAUUUAUUCAUGCAUGUGUCACAUUUAAUUUUCUUAAGGAAGAAAACAUAGGAUCGAAUUUGAAAAAUUAAUAAUUUUUGAAAAAAAUAAUACUUUUUGAAAUAAAUAAUAAUUUUAAAAUAAAUAAUAAUUUUUAAAUAAAUAAUAAUUUUUAAAUAUAUAAUAAUUUUUGAUUUGAAUUUGGUUAAAUUUUUUUUUUAUGAAAUAAACAUUCGUAAUAUAUUUCAGAGAAAGUAAUGCUCGAUUCUCCAAUAAAUUGUAGACUAAAAACAUAUCGAAAUACUGAUAAUAAUGUAUUAAAUAUCCACUCAGUUUAUCAGCAAGCAUAUUGCAGUUCAUAUUUACAAUUUUAUUUCUUAAGUACAUUACAUUAAAUGUGAAUCGUUAUGGUUAGCAUAAAACAAGUCGUACAUGGUUAGAAGGAACUUUCAACUAAAAUUACUAUGUGUCUGAAAAGAAUAAUUGAAAUAAAUGUUUAAAGAUACUAAUAAGCAAAUUUAUUGCAUCUGUUGGCAUUCAUGUUGAUUCUAAUUGUAAAUUGUCGCUAUAUUCAAAGAGAUGUAUGCAGAGUGUCUCAUACUAUUGUGCUGCCAUAGCAACAACAAAAUAAAAAGAAAACAUAUAAUUAAUAAUUUCAUUGCGUAACAAAAUAGAAGGAGUUAACACAUAUUGCAAAUCCCCAAUGCAAAUACACCUAUUGGUAAAACCUUUGCAGCCUAGUAUCACAUACAACAAUAUUAUAAAAGAAAUGUUUUAGUAAUGCUUACACAAGUAAAUUAAUUAAAAUGGAAUGCAUAUGUUACAGCAGUCAUGUAAUACAGAAAGGUUUAUAUAAUUACAAAUGAACCAUUUAAAAACACAUUUAUAUAUUCAUAGUAUAUAAUAAAGUUAUUUCCAACGUUAAAACAUGCAAAAGUAAAGGAAAAUUUAUCUUUAAUUGUAAAGUAUUAGAAAUUAGAAACAAAUACAUAUUGAAAAAUCAAAUCAAAACUGUUGUACCUACAGUUGUGUAUUGAAAUUGUAAAGAUAAUUGUAGAAAACUAUAAAAUGUAUAAAUAUUAUGAUUUUAAUUUAAGUGCUACAUAUAUGUAUAUUUAUAAUUUUUUAACUACAUAAUCUAUACAUGUUUGAACAUUGCAACUAAUUUGCUUGCACACUGUUAAAAUUUUAACUUAAGUAAUUGGAAUGCUCUCUUUCCCCGACAUAUAAAGUAACAUUAUCUUCCAAGUUAUGUACAUAUCUAUAUAAUUUAUCUGUAUAUGCUUUAUAUUUUUGCAAACGCUUUUAAGACAAAAAGUUGAGAGAAACUUUUGUACUACAUACAACAUGGGUUGUUAACGCAGUUUUUAUGUUCCACUGGUUUUAUGCGUUUUAUCCCUCACAAUUAAUAUAGUAUCAGCGCAUAUUGCCUUUUUAUAUUCCUUGUCUUUGUAGGUACGUAUGAUGGUAUAUUAUAUUAUACUUAUACUCGCUUCAGUAUUCAUCAACUGUAAUCAUUACUAUUAUAUUAUAGCGACUAUCAAAAAAUGAAAUCUUUAAAGUUACUGUCUGUAUACAAAACGAUAAACUAAAAACAUAAUUAUUUAAUAAUUUAAUUUAUAUUUUAAUAGAUCAAUAAUAUAUUUAUGUAUUUUACAAAGCAAAGCCUACACGAUGACAACUAGGUACACUGUUUAUUAUGUCACAAAGAUAAUAUUAUAAUUAAUGGUUGUUAUUGUGUUGCCUGCAUGUUUGUAUAUUUAUCCCAAAGUCAUACUCACACUAUAUUCUGUAAUGUACACUUAUAUUUAUUUUCCGUUUUAUUUUAUUUUCUUUUUUCAUAAAUUCAAAAAUGUAGAAGUGUAAGUUGUUCUCUGUAUCCAAGGAAAUUGUUAGGAGGUUAAACCAAUAUUUAACAACCGUUUUAGUUUAUAUGUACAAUAUAUCUUUUCUUUGAUAUUUAAAUAGUUUCUUACUAGCUGUGGUAAAAUUAUAUGAAUAAAGUUAAAGUACACAUGGAUAUGAACAAAAAAUUAAAUAAACAAAUGGUUGAAUUAUCAUGAUCUGAACAAA